This is a messenger RNA of Entamoeba invadens IP1, 105 nucleotides long. RefSeq lists its product as hypothetical. The record is from RefSeq and is a predicted model, not a curated record. The transcript has a single exon. Lineage: Eukaryota; Evosea; Mastigamoebida; Endamoebidae. The annotation marks the transcript as partial.
GACAAUCAGUAUGAAUUGAUCUGUGAGUGUUGGAAACAAAAUCCUAUUGAAAGGAUAACAAUCGAAACAAUAAUUCAAAAACUUGAAAUAUUAAAAGAUAAUUAA